CAGACAUACGUUCACAUGAGCAGCGACAAAUGCGCAGCAAUCCGUAGCAAAUACAAUAGGGUCCAUGACACAUGAUAGAGAGUUAACCAAUCCAUCCAUGGCGUGGCAGACAAGUCAGCCGCACAGAAGUCCUGAGGGCCGGGUGUCUGUUCAAUCAAAAGAACUGCCUGCACUUGUUGCUGCCGCAGAGGCACCUCUCCUGCUCGUUGUCGUUUUCGGGCAGCGACAGUUUGUAGUCGUAGCACAGCUCCUCGCCGGGCUGGAUGUCCCGUUUGGCGUAGAUGGCCACACGCCGACUGGCGUCCUUGGUCGGCCCACCCCUGCCCCUCGACCCGCCCCGCUGCUGCCGCGACAUGCCCUGAGACGAUCCCUGGACAGACAAACGAGGGGAGGGGACACACAAACAAGCAAACCACGCAGAAACGAAUGGAUGGAUGGGAGGUUGCCGUGCCGCAAGUGAUUGACUGUGUGGUUGGGAGGGAGAGAGGGAGGGUGGGGUGGCAUACGGGUAUUGGGUGUGAGUAGCAGUUGGGGUCGCACGAGUGGUUGAUGAACCUUGCCAGGUUGCCCUCGAGCGUGGCGUCGAUGGUGAAGUCACCGUUGGCAAACAUGUAGGUGCUCGUCUUGCCCAGCCGACUGCGAUACGACCGCUCCCUGACAGAACACACAGAUGAGGCGAGGCAGCUGGCAGAGCCCCAUGCCACGAGGGUUGGGUGGGUGGGUGGGUUGGGCGGGGGCGUGUGUGUUGACAUACGAUUGUUGCAACAGUGUGUGUACAUAAUGUGUGUACCUGAGGUUCUCCAGUUCGGCGGGAAUGAGUUCCCCAGUGUAUUCGAUGACCAUCUCGUCCCGUUUGAUGAAAUCCAACGCAAACAAACCCAACCUACAUACAUGACACACACCACACCGGACACGUGAGGGACAUAUGAUAUGAGAGACACCGACGCAAUCCACACACACACACAAGAUGUAUACAUACCAACCCUUCCUCCGACUUCCCUCCCUCCCUCCCUCCCCCUUGGCUGCGCUGCGUACCCUGCGAUUUUCGACUGGCCGAGGCGCGUGCGUUUGGCGGUGGAGUUCAAGGCGUUGUACCCCAGCUUCCCGGCGCCUUGUAGCUGCAGCGCCUUGUCCACACCACGAUGCAUCUCUGAUGGACGAUAUCAACAUACACACACAGGGUCGUGCUGUGCGGCGGCAUGUGUAGACGUCUGUGUGUCGGCCUAGGCCAUUGACCGACCGACUCACUUCUUUGUUCUCUGGACUUGUUCUUGUCUGCCUCCCUCAGCCGCGCCAGCACCUCGCUCUCCUUCUCCCACGCACGGCCCUCCGCCUGCACAACAAACACACACGGCACCGACAGAGCCGCGCCGCAUCACAGAGACAGUUCCACAAGAGGAUCACACGAGAGAGACUCAUGCAAGUGCCACGACUCUCUCUCCUUGGAUUCAUUAAUUCUCCGUACGUUACGUACAUUCAGGUAUGUCCCAUCCUGCAGGCAGCCAGCCAGAAAGACAGAGACAAGAAUGCAUACACACAACACAGACAGAUCGGAUCGAUCCACACCAUACAACACAACACAACACAACACAACACGUGUCUGUCGAGUGCAUCCAGCCAUCCAUCCAUCCAUCCAUUGUCCCCACAGUGUCCCACCUGUAGGAGUUCGAGUGGCAGGCGCUCGAGGAGCGACAAGUCGACCCGGCCCUCCCGCCUCGCGAGACCAAAGGAGGGAUCGAAGGGCAGGUGGCCAGAGAUGACGGUGCCGCUGCGGUCCGGGACCGGGUGGCCCAGGCCCAUCCAUGUGACCUUCUCAGCGCUCCACUUGCGGAACGGCUCCUUGUCAGGUAAAGCACCGCUGGUGCUGCCCUUGCUCCGCUGGUGGUGCUGGCUCCUCUUGCGUUUCUUCCCGCCGCCCUCUGUGGCCUUGCUGGCGGCCACCUCAGACGCUCCCACCCCACCCCCCUGGCUGUCCUUGAUCUGCCUGUACUCCCUGUACUGCCGCCAGAAGAAGGGAUUGAUAUACCGGGCACAGGUAGGAGGGGAUCCGCCGUAGGCCUCGUUGAAGAGCUCCAUGUCGCCCUCACGCAGGACCCUCUUCUCAUAGCCGUCAGCAUCCUCAGAUAAAGGAGGAGGAUCGAACGACUCGCCAUUGUCACCUUUCGCCGCUGCAGCGGGCUUGCAUGGCGGCAUGAGGGCGGUGUGGUGGGUGGGUGGUGCUUUGCCCUGCUCAGAGCUGGUGAAGUCGUCCAUCAUCAGGGGCUCUUGAUUGACGACACGAUCUGCCGCUGCCGGACCCGACACACGCCCGACAGCAGCCGGCAGCUUCCACUGCUCCUCUUCCGCCGAGAGAGGCCAUGGGACUGACCGGCCCGUCCCUUCGCCUCGUGUGUCGGCCGUUGGGAGCAUUGCAGAGGCGCUGGAGCUCAGGCAAAGCGGCAGCGACGCGUGCACUUGGCGAGGCGGCUGCGGCAAGGGGGGUGGAGGGGGCUCGAUCACCAUGCCGGGCUGGUGGAGAUGGAUGUCAUUCACCUCCUCCUCGGCUGCAUCCGCCUCUGCUGGCUGCCUCUUGCUGGCAGAGGCGGCCCCUCUGGAAGCAGCAGCUGCUGCUUUCUUGCCGCCCUGGGCCUUGGCCUGUGCCCGGGUGGCUGCUCUUGUCGACCUGCCAUGACCACCACCUGCCGCAGGCCUGAAGGUGGACCAACAGUGCAACGCAGAUGAAUCACUCACUGACUGGUGUGUGUCGGUCGGGGUGUCUGUCUCGCUGGCUGAGUGAAUCGGUCGCUCACUUCCUGACUGACUGACUUACCCAUUAUCCGGAUCAUCGUCAUCGUGUUCAUCCCUCUUGCGAUGCGCUGCCCCGCCUUGCGGCUCAUCGGAUGGCUGCUUGCCACGGGUGGUCCUCCGACGCUUGGCGAGUCUCUCGUCCUCUUGAUGGUCCUCUUCCUCCUUGGCCUCCUCCUCUUGAUGAUCAUCGUGCUGCUGGUGGUCGGCCUCGUGGUCACUCCUCUUGCCCACCCCAGUCCCCACGCUGCCCAGGCUGCGCAGACUAUACCCCCGUCUGAAGGGCGGCUGUCGCCUGUCGUGCUGCUGCAUGGCCUCAUCGGUGGGCGGCUCAUGGCGGCUCAUGUCGCCGCCAUCGCUCCCGGCGCGCGGCGUCUUGCCUUUGCUCUUGCGUCUUGAAACGAGGUCCUCCUCCUCGGACCCUUCGUCUGCCUCGUGGGCCGCUGCUGCUGCAGGAGCAGCCGCCUUCUUGGCCUUCUGAGUGGCUGCUUGCGCAAGAUCCCGAAUUUUGGACAUUGUCAAGCCUCGCUUCGGCCGCGCCACACUGCGACGCUUGGAGGGCGAAGGAACCCCACCGUCGUCAUCCUUGUCCUGAUCACCGGCACCUGGUGUGCCAGCAUCAUCACCCGGUGGUCCUCCUGCUCCUGCUGCCGCAGCAGCUGCGGCCGCCGCAGGUUCGCCCUCAGGUUCGCCCUCAGGUUCAUCGCUGACUGCCGCAUGCUCCUGCUGGUGCCUCUUCGAUCUGCGUGGCGCGGGAACUUCACUCUCCAGCGCUGCUGGUGGGGGCUCGUGGAUUGCCCUCGCCGCAGCUCGGACGGCAGGCCUCCUUCCAGCCCGUGAGCUACGGCCAGACGACACAGACGCGGCCGCAGGGAGAACGUCAGCCGGCUCCUCCAAGUGCUGUUGCUGUGGUGGGGGUGGGGGCUCACUGGCCGCCCGUGGCGGCGCGGGUGGCCCUUCGGGUCUCCUAUGUGGCAUGGGUGUGCUCCUACUUCUGUCUGGGACAUCAGGCUGGGACUGGAUGGACGGCUGCAGGCAGGGGGGCAUCGAGGGUGGAAAUAGAGCCGACAAGCCAUGGACGACCUGCGGGUACUGCACAGGCACCUGUGGCUGUGCCGCUGCGGCUGCAGCAGCAGCUGCUGCUGCCAGCCGUGGCGGUGGUGCUGGCUGUGUAGCUGGCGGUGCCGCUGCCAGUGCCGGUGGGGCUUUCUCUUCUUCUUCAGAAGCCGCCUUGUCUGGCUCUUCGGGGGAUUGCGGUGGCUCAACUUGUGCGUCUUCGGGCUUUGGCACCGUCGCAGCAGCAGCUGCAGCUGGCCGUUCUGCCUCAACGACUUGGUCUCUCAACGUCUCGGUGUCCAUCGGCACGGCUGCUGGCUUCUUGGAUGCGCCUGACUCGUCGACGAUGGGCUGCUGUCGCUCCAUCUCGAUGUCCUCCUGCCUCUCCGCUGGCACCACCUCAGCCGCCACGGGCUCGACCGCCUUCGUGGGCGAAGGAACACCACCCUCUCUCUCCUCUGCCGCAAUGGGAGCAGCGGCAGCAGUGGCAGCAGCAACGGGCUGUCCCGCCUCCGCCUCGACUUGGGCAGGCGAGGCAUUGCCUGGGUGUUCCGCAGGCUGACUGGACGAUGGGGUAGACUGCUUCUUGCCAACAGCUGCUCCCUUGCGCUUCUUCGUCAGGACCGUAGACGCCACUGGAUCGUCGCCCAGGAACGCAGGCCAGCGGACAGCUGGCGGCCCAACUUGCAGCAACGGCACCUGGUCUGUCGGCCCUUGGAGUGGCGGCAUCUCCUGCUCUCUCUUGGUGGGCUGCACCUGCGGCCCCUUGUUGUCCUUGCCCGGGCUGCCCUUGCCCGCCACGCGACGGCGCUUCUUGCCCUUGGAGAGCUUGUCCAGCGUGACCUCUGGGCUGGAGUCCUCCCCACCCUCCUUGGCCUUGCUGGCCGCCGCCUCGGCCUUCUGCGGCACGACCCGCUCUUCAGUCUCCUCGUCGAUUGGCGCAGCCGACUCGGCCAGCUGUUCCCUGGCCUUGUCGCCAGCCUCCCUGGCCGCCUUGCGCUGGGGGGGUCGCGAGGGGGCAGACACAGUGGCUGCAGCAGCAGCAGCAGCCGGCUGCUCCUCAGCCUUGGCCGCAGCUUUGGCUUCAACCUUGGUCUUCUUCUUGGGCGGCUCGGGGAUGUCGGGCUCACGCUGCGUCUCCUCUUGCUUGACCGGUGGAAAGCCCUCCAGGUCAGCAACUGGCUGUUUCUCCGCUGGAGUGCCCUCGACGUCUGCAGCUGGGCCCGCAGGCUGAGCUUUCCUCUUGUCCACGUCGGGCGGUGGGGGGGCGGGAACAGCGUCAUCCUUUGGCUGGGCCGGCUCGAGCACAGCUGCAGGGGCGGGUGCAGGGCCAGGUAGGGGCGGGGGCGGGGCUGGCGUGGUGUCCUUGUCCUCCUCCUCCGCCUCUUGGUCACGAGGACGCUUUAGACGCUGGACACAACGCAAGAGGAAAGCACAUGCAUAGACUUAUCCGCCCCCCAUGUGACUGACAUGAUCCAUCGGCAUGGCUGAGUGACGGACUGACCUUUUUCGGCUUGGCGGCUUUUUCCUCAGCGGGUGGCUCCUUUGCAGCUGGCGGCCUGGCCUCCUCCUUGGCGGCAGCCUUGCCCCGGGGCUUCUCGGCCGCCUUGGGCUUGGCCUUGCUUUGCACCGCGGCAGGAGCGGCAGGCUUGGCCCUUUCCUCCUCCUUGGCCUUGGCCUCUGCGAGUUUCUUCCGCCUGUUGUCCCUCUCCUUGUCCUUGGCGGCCUCCUGGUCCUUCCUCUGCUGCUCCCGCCGCUUGGCCGCCUCCACCUCACGCGCACGCUUCUCCUUGUCCUUGCUAACACCCAGGCCCGCCUUGACUGCCUUCUUGGCCUCAGCCUCGCCCCUCUUGCCCUGUCUGACUGACGCCCCACCCGCCCCACCCGCUGCUGCUCCGGCCCCAGCAGUUGCCUGUUUGGCCGGCUUCUUCUUGAUCUGCGGCACGGCAGUCGUCUUGGGCUUGGGCUUGACGGCAGCGAGGACGGCCAGCGCAGGAGCGGCCGGCUCCUCCUUCUUGCUUUCCUCCUUCGCCUUCUCCUCGGGCACACGCUUCUUGGGUGGGGGCCAGACGACGGCCGGCUCGUCCAUUGGGGGCCGAAUGGACCCCGGCUGCGACAGAUACUCGAUGGAUCGGCGGGCGUCGACAGACAGCUCGCGCUGGGCGGGGCGGCGAGACCACGGAAGGCCCAGGUCCUCGUCCGAUGAGGGCUCGUCACACCGGGUGAUGUACGCCGAGUCGGCCGAUGCGGCAUUGGCGGUGGCACUGAUGGCCUCCUGGGGGAUGUCGGGCACCUUGAACCCCUCGUCAUUGGUCACACCAUUGACAAGCUGGUCGGCACCCGAGGAUGCGGCAGCGGCACACGAGUCUUGCGGGAGGUCGAGGCGGGUGAUGUCGUCGGGCGUGGGUUGGAAGAAGACGAAGGGCACGUCCUGCAGCGAGCGGGUGUGGUGUGUGGGGUCCCAGAUGUGCAUGGUGGCGAUGGCGACGAUGGUGGCGCGGCCGACGCCCCGCUGGACGGUGUGGAACAGAUCCGUGUUGAUGAUCCUAUCCACCGUGCUGCUGUCCUCGGCGAUGCAGAUACCCAUCUUGAGCCACUGGUGAUACCUGACACACACACACACACAGAGAGAGAGAGAGAGACCAACGGGCGUCCAAUCUGCCUGCCCAUCACAUGAAGGGCCCUCCCUCUCUCCCCGUCUGUCUGCACGGUCCCUCCCUUGGCUCACGUCAAUUUGAAGUUAGUGAUUCUGAGUUCGUAUGUCAUUCUCCUCCUGACGUAGAGGCCGAGGAUGUCCUUGACCUGCUGCCUGUCGGUGAUGGUCGGCAGCAGCCCAACCAGUGCGUCGGCCUUCCGCUCCUCGCACCGCCACACCGGAAUCCUCUCGGCAGGGAGACCCGGCGCGCUCAUCAUGCAAUCCCGUGCCUGACACUCCUCACGCUCCUAACACACACAAGACAGAGCGGGAAACUCUCCAUCCACCCACCCACGGCUACUUGGCUGACUCAUGUGUGACAUAUAUGAGGGGCACCGCACCCACCUGUUUGUCUCCAAACUUGCGGUCGGCCUCGAGUUUGGCCAUAACGAGUCGAGCGGGUGCCAGCAGCUGAAAGGGGUCAGGGUGUGGCGUGAUGCGGAAGCGGUAGAGCUCCAGCUUGCGGCCGUGCAUGUGGCUGAAGAAGCGGCCGCAGCGCUUCUCCUUGCGGAAGGUCAGGAGGGCCACGUUGGUCUCGAGCCGCAUGCGGGGCCCCCGGGGGUCGGUGAGGCGAGUGUAGUAGGGGCUGUCCUGGGGCUCCAUCAGGGUCAGGCUCGUGAUGCCCAGGAACUUGUUGGCCUCCUCACGCAGACUGUCGUCGGGGAACUGACGCUUCAGACGAAUGUUCUUGUCCCGCACCUCCAGAAAAUGAUACCUUAAGGCACACACAUCCAGAGAGAGAGAAAGGGAAGGACCCCACAACACCGAUCGGUUCAUCACGUGUGUGCUCAUUGUGGGUGUCCAUCCCGUUCUUUGUCCCCUCCGAGGGUGGGUGGUUGCUUACAGGAGUUCUCUGAGCAGCUGGGUCUCGGUGAGGCAGUAGUAGACAUUGACGAGGCAGAGGGACAGGGUGGCAUCCGCGAAGGGUGCGGGCCACUCGUCGUGGCACCAUGUGGUGGACCUGUUGGCCAGGGACACCUCCCGCUCCGGCGCACACUCCGCCGGCCACUCGACUUGCAUUGGCAUCAUCAGCGUCCGCGUCUCCUUCUUGCCGCACCCCACCUCCACCGGACCCAGCAGAAACUUGCGGCAGCCCUCGGGGAACUCGGCGCAUGGCCUGGUCUGCGGCAGCUCCUGCUUGCGGGCCUUGGCAAACCGCACCAAGUCGCUCUGGGGGUUCUGUGCGAGGUGGGUGUCGAGAAGGGCCUCGCACGUCAGCUCCAGCGGGUUGACGUCCGUCAGGACCUGUGACACGCAUGAGAGGCAACGCACGAGACGACACGACACACAUGUUUGCUCGUGACUCCGGCCUGGCCAUGAGUGGCGUGCGUCAUGGCAUGGCCACUCCCUCCCUCACCCACCCGUGGUGAGUUGAGGGUGUGGGCCAUGGGAUCUGCCUCACGGCACACGUAGAAGUCCUUUCGGGGCGGCUUGGGUGGCGGGAGCCGGAUCUUGGGGUCGGGAUACAGCUCCCUCUUGAUUCUCCUGCACUCCUGCACGCGCCGCUCGCUCCAAUCCCUGUCUUGGUAGAGGUCUGCCGUCCCUCGAGACCCGAGUGGGAGCUGUGUGGCAGAAGGCAGGGCGGGCGGCACCGGGGGACUCUGGUGGGACUCCUCCUUGACCUGCACGCUCCCACCAACACCGUCGCGAGGAGCAUCGCCGUUGACAACGGCAGCAGCUGCUGCUGCUGCUGCAGCCACUGCAUUCGAAAACGACUUCUGAAGCACAGGAGGGAAACACAGCGAGGGAGAGAGGGCCACAGCCAACAGAUGGGUGACACUCAAUUGCUCUCUGAUGAUAUUGGCUCUCUCUUCGCGGCGUGUGGUACCGGUGGAGGAUCCAUGUUAUUUUCAAGUUGUAGUAGGUGGAUAGGGAAAGAAAGUC
Vitrella brassicaformis is the source of this 8419-nucleotide messenger RNA. NCBI's taxonomy places the organism in Eukaryota, Vitrellaceae. The record is from the annotation of a GenBank genome assembly.